This is a messenger RNA of Aspergillus uvarum CBS 121591, 2759 nucleotides long. It is a transcript of the gene ade1, whose product is annotated as bifunctional aminoimidazole ribotide synthase/glycinamide ribotide synthase. Gene Ontology annotation, biological process: 'de novo' IMP biosynthetic process; adenine biosynthetic process. Gene Ontology annotation, cellular component: cytosol. The transcript has 3 exons. The record is from RefSeq and is a predicted model, not a curated record. Gene Ontology annotation, molecular function: metal ion binding; ATP binding; phosphoribosylamine-glycine ligase activity. The coding region runs from base 251 to 2701 and encodes 816 amino acids. Lineage: Eukaryota; Fungi; Ascomycota; Eurotiomycetes; Eurotiales; Aspergillaceae.
CCUUCUUUCCCUUUCCCUCCCUCCCAGGCAUCGCUCAUCUUUUGUCUUCUUAUUUUUCUUCUUCCCUUCGUUCCUCCUUUCUCUUCCUCCGUUUCUCCUAAUCCUUCACUAUCUUUGACUGCAAUUGACUCUUAUCGUCGCACUCUGCAACCACCACCCCGCCAUUUCCGUCCCGUCCCAUACUAAUUUCGACCCAACUCUCUCAGGUUCACUCGAGCCCAUUGCGCCUCCCCUCCUCCUUUCUCUCAUCAUGACUACCGAGCGGUUGCGCGUGCUUAUUGUCGGCAAUGGCGGUCGUGAACAUGCACUGGCCUGGAAAUUGAGCCAGUCGCCCCGCGUCGACACCGUCUUCGUCGCUCCCGGAAACGGCGGUACCGGCAGCGGUGCCUCAGAAAAGAUUCAGAACGCCAACGUCAAGGGUGAUGAUUACCCCGGACUUGUGGCCUUCGCCCAACAGAACAGUGUGAACCUGGUGGUACCUGGUCCUGAGGCUCCCCUCGUGGACGGCAUUCAAGGUUAUUUCCAGGCUGUCGGUAUCCGAUGCUUCGGUCCCUCCAAGGCCGCUGCCCGCAUGGAGGGCUCCAAGACCUUCUCUAAAGAUUUCAUGAAGCGCCACAACAUUCCCACUGCUGCUUACGAGAACUUCUAUGAAUAUGAGCCCGCUCGCCAGUAUCUCGACUCCGUUUCCCACCAGGUCGUUAUCAAGGCCGACGGCCUGGCCGGUGGUAAGGGCGUUAUCAUCCCCACCACGAAGGAGGAAGCCCACCAGGCUCUUCGUGAGAUGAUGGUUGAGAACCAGUUUGGCAAGGCUGGCAGCGAGGUCGUCAUUGAGGAAUACCUCGAGGGCGAUGAACUCAGUAUUCUCACAUUCUCCGACGGUUACACCAUCCGUUCUCUUCCGGCUGCCCAGGAUCACAAGCGCAUCUUUGACGGGGACCAGGGCCCCAACACCGGUGGCAUGGGCUGCUACGCCCCGACCCCCAUUUCCUCCAAGGCCGUGCUGGAUGAGAUCGAUCGCACCAUUGUGCAGCCAUCUGUUGACGGCAUGAGAAGAGACGGAUUCCCCUUCGUCGGCAUUCUCUUUACCGGUUUGAUGAUGACCAAGGACGGCCCCAAGGUCCUUGAGUAUAACGUUCGUGGUGGAGACCCCGAGACCCAGACUCUGCUGCCCCUGCUCAGCGAUGAUACCGAUUUGGCCGAGAUCAUGGUUGCCUGUACGGAACACUGGCUGGACGGUGUUUCCAUCAAGAUCAAGCCCAACUUCUCCACCACGGUCAUUGCCGUCGCUGGUGGCUACCCUGGCUCUUACGCCAAGGGAAAGAAGAUCACUCUCGACUCUCCCACCGAAGGGACCCUCAUUUUCCACGCCGGCACCAACCUUGUCAACGGCGAGUUGCAGACCGCUGGUGGCCGUGUCAUUGCGUCCACCGCGACCGCUUCUAGCCUUGAAGAGGCUGUCCGGAAGAGUUAUGAGGGCAUCUCCACCAUUCACUUCGAGGACAUGUUCUAUCGCAAGGACAUCGCCCAUCGGGCUUUCCGCCAGCGCGAUGCCGCCGCCGCUCAGAAGGAAUCUCUCACCUACGCCGCUGCGGGUGUCUCCAUCGAUGCCGGCAACGACCUUGUCAACCAGAUUAAGAGCUCCGUCGCCAAGACCAAGCGUCCUGGUACCGACGCCGUGAUCGGUGGCUUUGGCGGCCUCUUCUCACUCGCCGCCGCCAACUCCGCCUACGACCCCAACUCCCCGACCCUGAUCGGUGCCAUUGACGGUGUCGGCACCAAGCUCAAGAUUGCUCACGCGGCCGGUGUACACAACACCGUGGGUAUUGACCUUGUCGCCAUGAACGUCAACGACCUGGUUGUUCAGGGUGCGGAGCCCCUCUUCUUCCUCGACUGCUACUCCUGCGGUCACCUCGACGUGCCCACGGCCGCCGCCUUCGUCACCGGUGUCGCCGAUGGCUGUGUUCAGGCUGGCUGUGCCCUGAUUGGUGGUGAAACCGCUGAGAUGCCCGGUCUCUUUGUCGACAACACAUACGAUGCUGUUGGUGCUGCCGUUGGUGCCAUUAACACUACGGGCCCCAAUGCCCGCCCUAUCCUUCCCGAGACCGCGGCCAUGAAGGCCGGCGACGUGCUGCUGGCCCUGGCCUCCUCGGGCCCUCACUCCAACGGCUACUCGCUGGUCCGCAAGGUCGUCGAACGCUCCGGUCUUAGCUACGAUGCCGCCGCUCCCUUCACCAUGCCCUCUGCCACCGGGCCCCAGACCCUCGGCCAGGCCCUUCUCACUCCCACUCGUAUCUACGUGAAGCCCCUUCUCAAAGCCCUCUCUAUUCCCUCCGCCACCCCCACUGCUCCCAACUCUUCCGCCAUCAAGGGUCUUGCUCAUAUCACCGGUGGCGGUCUGGUCGACAAUGUCCCCCGUAUGUUGCCCUCAACCCUGACCGCACACAUCAACGUGGAGGGCUGGAAGCUGCCCUCGGUCUUCGCCUGGCUCAAGCAGACCGGUAACGUCGAGGCCAUUGAGAUGGCCCGCGCCUUCAACUGCGGUGUCGGUAUGGUUAUUGCCGUCGAGAAGGGCUCCGAGGCUGCCGUCAAGGACCUCCUCCAGAAGGAGGGCGAGACCGUCUAUGAGAUCGGAGAGCUCCAGGCCAGAAAAGAGGGCGAAGAGGGAUGUGUCCUCACCGGAUUGGAGAGCUGGGACGCUUAAAAGAAACCCUAUCCGGAAAUGAUUUUAUACCAAUUGCUGCGAUAAAUGGUUUUUUUUU